Astyanax mexicanus (Mexican tetra) is the source of this 10911-nucleotide messenger RNA. It is a transcript of the gene mast1a, whose product is annotated as microtubule associated serine/threonine kinase 1a. The transcript is spliced from 26 exons. The coding region runs from base 261 to 5594 and encodes 1777 amino acids. NCBI's taxonomy places the organism in Eukaryota, Metazoa, Chordata, Actinopteri, Characiformes, Acestrorhamphidae. The record is from RefSeq and is a predicted model, not a curated record. Gene Ontology annotation, biological process: peptidyl-serine phosphorylation; intracellular signal transduction. Gene Ontology annotation, molecular function: magnesium ion binding; protein serine/threonine kinase activity; ATP binding.
AAGCAGAAGCCAGCGUCAUGGCGUGGCACAAGCUAGCCUGCUGCUCCCCGUGACUGUGUGUGUGUGUGUGUGAGAGUGAGUGAGAGAGAGAGAGAGAGAGAGAGAGAGAGAGAGGGAGGGAGAGAGAGAGGGAGGGAGGGAACGUUUGUGUUUUCACACAUUCGGCUCCUGCUGUCGCUCUCAUCGCUGUGUGUGAAGGUGUGUGUGUGAGUGUGUGUGUGUGUACACGCGAGUGUGUGCCAGCCAUCCUCACGAGCAACAUGUUCCGCCGGACGAAAAGCUGCCGGACCAGCAACAGGAAGAGCCUCAUACUGACCAGCACAUCUCCCACUCUGCCCCGGCCCCACUCACCCCUACCAGGACACAUAGGCAGUAGCCCAUUGGACAGUCCUCGUACCUUCUCUCCUAGUGGCCCCGCCCACUUCUCUUUCGCCUCUUCCAGAAGGGCUGAUGGCCGCCGUUGGUCUCUGGCCUCCCUGCCUUCAUCUGGAUAUGGAACCAACACACCCAGCUCCACGUCGUCGAGCUCAUCUCAGGAGCGUCUUCAUCAGCUGCCCUUCCAGCCCACCAUGGACGAGCUGCACUUCCUGUCCAAACACUUCGGCAGCACGGAGAGCAUCACUGAUGACGACGGGCGGCGCUCACCACACAUACGGCCGCGCUCACGCAGCCUCAGUCCGGGACGCUCGCCCUCCUGCUAUGAUAAUGAAAUCGUCAUGAUGAAUCAUGUGUAUAAGGAGAGGUUUCCCAAGGCCACGGCUCAGAUGGAGGAGUGUUUGGCGGAGUUCGCUCACACCUACUCUCCGGAGAACGUGCUGCCGCUGGCCGACGGGGUUAUGAGCUUCAUCCACCAUCAGAUCAUUGAGCUGUCCCGAGACUGCCUGACCAAAUCACUGGAGCGCCUCAUCACCACCGUCUACUUCUACGAGCUGCAGGAGAACCUGGAGAAGCUGCUUCACGAUGCUUAUGAGCGUUCUGAGAGUUCUGAGUUGACCUUUGUGACGGAGCUGGCGAAGAAGCUCUUCCUCAUUAUCUCUCGACCUGCUAGACUUCUGGAGUGUCUGGAGUUUAACCCAGAGGAGUUUUAUCACCUGCUGGAGGCGGCAGAGGACCACGCCAAGGAGGGACACUUGAUGAAGACGGACAUUCCUCGCUACAUUAUCAGCCAGCUAGGCCUGACCAGAGACCCCCUGGAGGAAAUGGUGAUUCUGGACAGUUACGACAGCGAGGGACCACACACGCCUGAGACAGAUGACUCAGCCGAGGGUAAAAUGAAGGCCAUGAAACCACCCUGUGAAUCAGACUUUCAGACAAUCAAGCUCAUCAGCAAUGGAGCAUAUGGGGCGGUAUAUCUGGUCCGGCACAGAGAGACACGGCAGCGUUUUGCCAUGAAGAAGAUCAACAAGCAGAACCUGAUUCUGAGGAAUCAGAUCCAGCAGGCGUUCGUAGAGCGAGACAUCCUGACCUUCGCCGAGAAUCCCUUCGUAGUCAGCAUGUUCUGCUCAUUCGAGACUCGCAGACACCUCUGCAUGGUCAUGGAGUAUGUUGAAGGUGGAGACUGUGCCACCCUGCUGAAGAAUAUUGGAGCGCUGCCCGUGGAAAUGGCUCGUAUGUACUUCGCUGAGACGGUCCUCGCUCUGGAAUAUCUCCAUAACUACGGCAUAGUGCAUCGGGAUCUCAAACCAGACAAUCUGCUGAUCACGUCUAUGGGCCACAUUAAGCUUACAGACUUCGGACUCUCCAAGAUGGGUCUGAUGAGCCUCACCACAAAUCUGUAUGAAGGGCAUAUUGAGAAGGACGCUCGCGAGUUCCUGGACAAGCAGGUGUGCGGUACUCCUGAGUACAUCGCUCCGGAGGUGAUCCUGAGGCAGGGUUAUGGAAAGCCGGUGGACUGGUGGGCCAUGGGCAUCAUCCUGUACGAGUUUCUGGUGGGUUGCGUACCUUUCUUUGGCGACACACCUGAGGAGCUGUUCGGCCAGGUGAUCUCAGAUGAUAUUGCCUGGCCUGAAGGUGAUGAAGCGUUGCCUAGCGACGCCCAGAACCUCAUUUCCACCUUGUUGCAGACCAACCCACUGGUGAGAUUAGGAACAGGCGGGGCGUAUGAAGUGAAACAGCACUCCUUCUUCGCUGAUCUGGACUGGAACAGUUUACUGAGGCAGAAGGCAGAGUUUGUUCCUCAUCUGGAGUCGGAGGAGGACACCAGCUACUUCGACACUCGCUCUGAACGUUAUCGGCACGUGAAUUCGUACGAUGAAGACGACACCAAUGACGAUGAGCCGGUGGAGAUCAGACAGUUCUCCUCGUGCUCUCCACGCUUCAGCAAGGUGUACAGCAGUAUGGAGCACCUGUCUCAGCUGGAGCAGAAGACCCCGGUAGUGACACGGCGGGAACCGAAGGGACGACGCGAGGACAAAAUGGCCAAGAGAGAGAGUCUCGGCAGCUUCAGCAAGAGCUGGAGAACCGGCUCACCUGAGAUGAAACGACUGUCGUGCUCGGAGUCUCUGUAUACAGAAGGAGACUCCAGUCCUCCUCUGGGAGCCCGGCGUCGUUUUUCUGCGCUGAUGGACACGCACCGCUUCGCCUCGCCUCUGGAGACCAACGGAGAGAUCCAGCCACCGCAGAGUGGAGUCAGGAGCAGGGGGUCGUCAUUAGAGGGCGCCACCAUGCCCUCAUCACCUGCUAACGAGCAGAGCACGUCCGUAAGGGAAGGAGCAGCAGUGAGUGCAGAUAAGCCUGGCAGAUCUAGCGAGGUCUCCCCACCACAAGCCAUACCAUCAACAACAGCAGCAGCAGCAGCUUCAGCAGCAUCCGUAGCACCCGUCUCCCGGGAUACCGUUGCCGUGGGCGACUCCCACAGCCAGCGGGCCACCAAUGACCUGGUUCUGCGGCGAGCGCGACACCAGCAGCUGUCUGGAGACGGAGAGAAACGGACCUCGCGACCCGGAAACAAAGUCAUCAAAUCUGCAUCAGCCACGGCACUGUCCGUCAUCAUCCCUGCAGUUGAACAGCAUGCUAGCUCUCCUCUGGCCAGCCCGAUGUCUCCUCGCUCUGUUUCCUCCAACCCCUCAUCCCGGGACUCGUCCCCCAGCCGGGACUACAGCCCUGCCGUCAACGUUCUCCGCUCACCAAUCACCAUCCACCGCUCGGGCAAGAAGUACGGCUUCACCCUGCGCGCCAUCCGGGUCUACAUUGGGGACAGCGACGUUUACAGUGUGCACCACAUUAUCUGGCAUGUAGAAGAGGGCGGUCCAGCCCAGGAGGCGGGACUGUGCGCUGGUGACCUCAUCACACACGUCAACGGAGAGUCUGUGCAUGGAUUGGUCCAUACAGAAGUGGUGGAGCUCAUUCUCAAGAGUGGUAAUAAAGUGACGGUGACGACCACACCCUUCGAAAACACGUCAAUCAAAGUGGGUCCAGCUCGAAGAUCCAGCUACAAGUCCAAGAUGGCCAGACGCAGCAAAAGACCAGUCAAAGAGGGGCAGGAAAAUAAGAAGCGCAGCUCUUUGUUCCGUAAGAUAACCAAGCAGUCGAACUUCCUCCACACGAGCCGCAGCCUGUCGUCCCUGAACCGCUCUCUGUCCUCCAGCGAGAGCCUUCCCGGGUCUCCAACACACAGUCUAUCUGCCCGGUCGCCAACCCAGAGCUACCGCUCCACUCCUGACUCGUCUUACCUCGGUGCCUCCUCUCAAAGCAGCUCUCCAGCUUCCAGCACCCCAAAUUCUCCUGCUGCCUCCCAACACAUGAGACCCAGCUCACUCCAUGGGUUGUCUCCAAAACUGCACCGACAGUACCGCUCAGCUCGUUGCAAAUCUGCUGGAAACAUCCCUCUGUCUCCUCUGGCGCACACUCCAUCCCCCACCCAGUCUUCGCCUCCACCCUUGCCUGGGCACACUGUUGGAAGUUCCAACACCACCCAGACCUUCCCUGCCAAGCUUCAUUCAUCUCCACCUAUUACAAGGCCCAGGCCCAAGAGCGCUGAACCCCCCAGGUCGCCGCUUCUCAAGAGGGUACAGUCUGCAGAGAAGCUUGGAUCACCUCUAACAUCUUCAUCUUCCGGGGAAAAGAAAGGAGGAAUCGGGGCAAUGAGGAAGCACAGUCUGGAAGUGAGUCAUUCGGAUUAUCGUAAGGAAGGGUUCCACUGUGAGCUGGGUCUCCAGAGCUUGUUGGAGACGGAAGGGGAGAAUUUGGCCUCGGCUUCUGCGACUACGCCAUCGCCGACACAACCUACAGUCCCGUCACCCCCAGAAACUGGUGUUUUUAAGCCUGUGCGGAAGCUGGGCAGGCAGGAAUCGCCGCUGAGUAGAGACGCUUUGCUUGCUGGAAGAGAAAGAGAGAAGGAGAUUGAGAAAGAAAAGCUUGCAGAUGCUGGCCGUGGAAGUGACGGGAAAUUGGCAAUAGUCUUGGGGAAGUCGCCUCCUUCCAGUAAGACUCCAGACAGAACUGAGGCUGAGCAAGGAAGCUUGGGCAAGAAAGUCCCUGAGGAUAAAUCAGUAAGUCAGACAAAAUCCUUGUUUGCUAAUGGAACACAGCAAUCACUUCCCACCCCAAAGGAUCUAUCCCCCAGCCCAGUUAGGCUUGAACCUUGUCAACCUAUCGUGACUAGACCUUCACCUGUUUUGCCAGAGUCUAAAUUCAGCGUAAUCCCAGCCAUUCCAUCGCCACUAACUACGACGUCCAUCCCUGCUGCAAGAACUACAGAUCCAAGCCUUCCCUUUGUUGGAGCAGGAAAUGGAAGCCAGGUUUGUGCCACAAAACCUCCAAGCAAGGUUGUUCCCACACAAGCAGCAGCAACGACUAAAACUCAGGCGACCCAAAGUUUGCCAAUAGCAAGUUCUAUUGUCAAGGACUUGCCGGAAAAGAAGACUGAAAAGGAUGCAGGGAUGAAAGAGGCGAAACAAGAGAUGGCAAAGAAUCUUUCCACAGUGAAGUCUAACUUACCAUGUAGUCCUUUACCUGUAAAGACAAGUCCAGGUCUUCUUGGCAGUGUCUCCAUUUCAGAGGUACCUUUAAGUGCCACAGAGGUAUCCAGAACAAGCAAGGGACUCUCGGAAGAGGAAUUCCUAAAGAAGGUCAGUGCAGAAACCCAGACUAGGACUCUAGAUAUCAAAUCAAGAACUGGUUUACCUCCUUCCAAGGGGGUUGUACCACCACAUCCACCCCAGGUUCAGUCUCCUGCUCUGGGCAAACUCCGCCAGGACAAGGGCCUCUCUGCAGUCAAUUGCUACCGAGGAACCUUGGACUGGGAGGACAAGUGUCUCUUGGAGGUUGUCGAGGAACAUUCUCCUUCCCCUACUCCUUCCCCUACUGGAGCCACUCCUAGCCCCUCCAGAUUGCACCCUCUGACAUCUUCUGGCGACAAAGGUGUCUUGCCCAGUGUGGCUAAAACCGUGCAGGGACUUGCCAAAGGAGGCACUCAGGAAGAGGCUAAAGCCAAGGAAGGAAGUAAAUCAGCAGAGGAAACUCGUACCACUGUUCGUGCCCCAGGAAAGACUGAGGCUUCGAGUGGGAGCAAGCAAAGCUCCAAAGUAGCGACUCCGAGCCCGACUAGUGCAGCGCCACACGAAAAGUUCGGCAGCACUAAAAAUGGCUUGUGACCUUUUGGCCAGUUGUGUUUUCCAUUUGACGGAGAUUUUUCUUAGGAUGCAGUGUUUUUCAAGCACUUGAACAUGUAAGGACAUUCCAGCAAGCAAAUGCCAAGGUCAAGCAGGAGUAACGACUGAAGAAAGAGAAGAAAGAGACUAGAGACUAAACAAAGCAAAAGCUCAGAGGUACUUCUUGUAAAGGUGUUAUUUAUUGUAGAUACAGAGGAGUUUGUCAAAACAAAAACGUACGGUAGGUGUAUUGCAGGUACAAAUGCAAGGUGGGAGGUUUGAGAGCAAUGGGAAAAGAGUGAAUGAGUGCAUGUCUUGUGGUGCUUAUGUGACAAAGUGAAAAGGCAAGCGCAAAGUGCUUUAAAACAGAUCAAAUAAUGCUGAAUACUGUGAACACCAAAAUCCAUGUUCCUCCAUUUUCUAACCAGUGUGAGCAACCUCUUUCUUAAGCAAACCACGACAAAAAUCUGUUGAGAAAGAACCUGUUGCGCAAACGAAUUAGCAAACAAACAACACUGCAGCGGUCUUAUUUGGUAUAUAUUUAAAUAUAUGUGAAGGACUCUUUCCUGUCCUGUUCUUGUCUUAUGCUGGAUUUCAUUCAUCAUUUCCCUAAACCUUCUAAAUCAGCAUGAUGUCCACAAGCAACAAGCAACUAGCAGCUAGCAGCUAGCAUCUAGCACUCACGCUGCCUUUGGGUACGCUUUUCAGGCUGACUCAGGGGAGGGAGGCAUACUGUACAGUGGACCAAAAUAUCAGUGAGAUUUUCUGCAUUUUCUGCAAACGCCUAAGCCAGCGGACCAUUGAAGUUGCCAGGAUCAGAAAGUCUCAAAUCAAGAGGGUUUAGCCGUUUUUCUGAAUUAGCCUGUGCUGCAUGGGCGGCUAUAGCCUUCUUAUCAGGUGCUAGCAGGAGGUCUUAGCCUAGCUACCCAGUGACAGCUGCCUCCAUCACGGCUUAGGCAGCGGAGAUAUAAAUGCUGACUCGGGCUGAUUCUUAACACUGUUUGUGGGCUUUAAAUCUGCUACGCUCUACUUGACAGGCGUUUUACCGCUAUAAAGAAAAGAUCCUGAGUCGGUGGCCAUGUUUGGAGGAUGUGUUAGAGUGAAUGAAAAGGAUAGAAUUCAUGGAAAGUCAAGUUAUGCACAAAGUAGAAGUAGAAAGUGUGUGGAAACGUGGGUUUAAAAGUGUUUACCAAGCACAUAAAAAACAGGAACCCUAACAAGACUACGGAGGAGAAAGUAAUCAGCUAAUUUGAUUAUAUUAGGCUUCCUUUUAGCAUAGGCUAAACCCUGGUCCCAGUGGCUCAGUGUUCUGCACAUUUUAUUGGUUUUACUGCUUUAACGCACCCAACUUGACUCAGUAAUGGGGUAAUAAUGAGCUGAUUCGUAGGUUUAGGUGUUUUGGGGGUAACCUUGUGCUGAUCUGAUGCAAAUCACUGAAUUUAAAAUAUCUGACUUAAAAAAUAUAUAUAAUACAAUAAAAUUCAGUAUCACAAAUAUCACAUAAAUGCCAGUAUGUGUUCAAACUAACACUCCAGUAUUCUAGACCUGAUAGAGAGGCAGAAUAUUAGUUCCACAAUUUUAGCAUGAUGUUAUUUAGAUGGUAUGUAAUGAAAUUGAUUAUCACAGAUAUUCAUUAGGAACCUCAACAACUCUCAUUUAUUCUUCCUGGAAACUACCUUUACCUUCUUUUUGAAUAGUAUUGCAAUCUGAUGCUUCUGGUAAAAGUGUAAAAGUGGUAUUAUGCCACUUCAAACACUAAGGGCCCUAUCUACCACUGUGUGCAGGGCGUGUCGUGAUGCUAAUUGCUAUCUUACACCUGUCCAAAAGUCUAUUUUCAUGGCGUAUUGCUAUCUUGGCAACGAAAAACACAGGUGCCCCACUGACUGAAAACAACCUAGACAUACAUCAACAGUCAGACGUUCAUUGUUAUCUUGGCAACGCACCUGGCUCUUAAAGGGAAUGGCAAGUGACAUGCUAAGUGGUCUAUUGAACAUUACAUACAAAACACACCCAUGAUUAAUUAAGAGAAGUAGUGCAUGCCUUUUGUGCUUUUUUUGAGCUGGGCAAGGUGUACUUUUCAAGCUGCACAGUGCACAGUUGAUGGCUCACCUAUAGAUCACUAAAAUUGAGCCCUAAAAUGUGCAGAACAGUGGGCCUUCAGGACCAGAGUUGAGAAAUAUUGGGAAAAACCACCUUAAACCACCUUAAAUCGAAUUCCUGUAUCAGUAUAGCACUAAACAUUUCAGUACAUUGAUCUUGUAUGUUAACAGAUGUGUUUACUUGUGUUUCCUUACUGUUUCCUUCUUUAAUAUGAUGUCAUAAUGGAGCAGAGACAAACGCUAACUAGGCAGUACAAGCCUUGUGUUCUUGGCAAGGAAAACAUAUAAAAUAAAAAGUAUAUUCAUAGCUUUUAGAUCUGUAUAUAUAUAGAAAAAUGUCAUAUUCAACCCUUUAAUGAGAACUGUGAAAUUAAUAACCAACGGCUGUGACUAAAUAAUCCCUACUCGACUUUUUAGGAUUGAGCGAUUUACGAAGAAACAGUUUACGUAGUUUACUACGUAUCACUAGAAUCAGUGAAAAGUGAAUUUGGACUCUUCUUCUUUAUCAUUUUGCGAUAAAGUUCGUAAAAGCUAGUAUUGUGUUAGUAUUAAUAGAAUAAUCUUUGAACACUAUGUUGCUAAGCAACCUAAACCAACUGUUAAUGAACUGUGUGGGGAAAUAUCUGGAUUGCACCGCAUCCAGUGGCUCCUAACUUUUUUCGUAAUUUUAUGAGCUUAUAUGAGCAACUUUAACGUCAUUGGCUUCAAUUUGUUAUAUUGUCUGUUUCUUAGCAAACUCACACUCCACAUUCGGUUCAUAUAGUGAACUAUGCUGUUUACUAGAUCACUACUAAAUCCCCAGUGCAUUCUGGGAGAUUGUGAUACCCUUAAAAAUUACAUUAGAAUUAAUUUUAUGACACCCUAGAAUGUAAAUAGGGAUUCAUUUUAGUCACAGCCAAUUAACAACAUUUACUCGUAUUAAAAAACAAUCUAACAAUAGAUAAAACUACAUGCUUGAACUGGAACAUUCUAGAAAUGUUACAAUUCUGUGUAUGUAUUACGGGAAAGUUAUACACAGCCAUCCCAAAAGUCAUGGGACACCAGUUUCUAAAUUAAAAAUCAUGAAGUGUUAUGUUAUGAAGAGACGCCCGCACCUGUAUAUAACCUGUAAGUUGUGAGGUGCUAUCUUGUGAGUGAGGUUAAAAAAAAAAAAAAAAAAAACAGCGUGGUCAGCGUGCUCAUGGCAAGGCGCUGAUAGGUGGGGGCCAGACAGAUGAGACAUUCCACAUUUGAAAAAUUAGUAAAAGAACGAACUGUACUGUGAAAUAUGGCGUAUGAAUUAUAGUCAUUUAUUCAUCUUAAAAAGAAUCAUAAAUAUUUUGAUUUAUUUUGUGUUCCUCUUGAGCUCCUGUGGUGUGAGAAAAGAGAGGCCUAAUCAGCAAAAACGAAGGGUAGAACAUCGUUACUUUGAUGUCUGCUUUGCUUUUCACUGUGCGACUAUGAAUAUGCAUAAAUAUGCACCCUUUAUUCACACACACCAAUCCCUUUAUUACGUGUCAGAAAUCCCUGAGAGAGAUAUGAACUAGAUAGAUAUAAAUGGCACAAACUUUAGCUUUUCUUCAUGUUUGAGAGGUAAUGGUUUGUGACAGUGUUCUCCUGGGAGGUGCUGCCCUCUGGUGGCUGAGAGAAACACUGUCUUAAUUCCUUCUAUCUGUUGUUGCUGGUUUAAAGAGGCUCUAAACAUCCAGAUUUUACAUUUAUCUGUCUCCACCCUCAGCUCGAAUUUGAAAAAUGAUCGGAGGAAUAGUUUGAGAGAGGCGCUGGGUGAUGUAUGGGUUUAAAGGAAGGGCAGAAGGGAGAGCUGAUUGGCUGAGUUGUAUCAUAGACUACAUUCACAGACUAUAGCAGGUAAAAGUGUCUCCAAUUUCUCAUUUUCUCACCAAAUUAGACUUGUUCAGUCUUUUCACACCUUUUAUUUUCAACCCCUUAACACUCUGAACCUUACUAUUACAUACUAAGGUGUUUUAUUCAUCCGUAUAUUAUUAUCCCAGCUAACAGAGAACGUUAUAAGAACGUUAAGUAACAUUUUAAAAAGGUUCCACAAAGGUUAGUCUGUAAUGUUACAGAAAAUGUUUGACACAGUAUUGGUUUGUCUUAUGGAAAUGUUAAAAGCAACAUUCCUCAAACUAUCAGGAACAUUACCAGAACAUUUUUUAAAAACCCUUAAUAAAAAUGUUCGAAGAAUAUCUAGAAAACAUGACCUUGAACAAUCUAAGAAUGUUAACAAUAAUGUUCAGAAAACGUUUGACACAAUAUUGGUUUGCCUUUUAGAAACAUUAAAAGCAACAUUCCCACAACUAAAAAUUAAAACAUUGACAUUUAAGUGAUAUUGCAUCGACGUUACCAGAACGUUUCUUUAAAAAAAUCUAUAAAAACGUACUAAAAACAUUUGAAAAACUUUUGACACAAUAUUGGGUUGCCUUUUAUUAACUUUAAAAGCAACAUUCCUAAAACAAAAAAUUAAAACAUUGACAUUGAAGGGAUGUUGCAGCAACGUUACCAGAAUGUUUCUUUAAAAACGCUUAACAAAACAUUUCUAAGAACAUUGAUAAAAUGUGACAGACUGAACGAUUUAAGAACAUAUAUCAUAAUGUUCAAAAAAAGGUUUGAUACAAUACUGGGUUGUCUGUUGGAAACUUUAAAAGUAAGAUUCCAAAAACUAAAAAUUAAAACGUAGACAUUGAAGUGAUGUUGCAUCGAUGUUACCCGAAUGUUCAAUAAAAAAGUUCUACAACAUCUAGAAAACGUGACAGAUUGAACGUUCUAAGAAUAUUAACAGAAAACAGACAAUUCAGAAAACGUUUGACACAACACUGGGUUGCCUUUUGGAAUCGUUAAAAGCAAUGUUCCCAAAACUAAAAAUUAAAACGUUGACACAAGUGACGUUGCAGGAUUGUAACAUAACAUUAAAAACAUUCUAAGAACAUUUAGAGAAUGUGACAGAUUGAAUGCUUUAAGAAUGUUAACAGUAACAUUCAAUAAAUGUUUGAUACAAUAUUGGGUUGCCUUUUGGAAACGUUAAAAGCAGCAAUCCCAAAACUAAAAAUGAAAGCAUUAACACUGAAGUGACGUUGCAGAAACAUUUAGAAAACGUUCUACUAAUGAAAAAUAGUUAGCUGGGUGUAAUUCUCAUCCUUAGCCCCGCCCUCACACACACACACACAUAGCAGCACUUCUCUGACCUGUCUUUUGACUGUUGUCACCUUAAUCAUGUGACUGUU